AUGGAAGCGAUGAACCUCGCUCGUGUCAAAUCAUGUCUGGAGGCCAUGCACCAGUUCGGUCAAGUCAUAGAGAUCUUCCUCAACGUUUCAGACGCGGUCGCCUUCGUCUGGGGUCCUAUGAAGUUCAUCUUGUUGACAGCUAGCACGUUUGCCGACUCAUUCGAACAACUUCUGGACGCGUAUGAGAGAAUUGGCGAACAGCUACCGUUGCUGGUCGAAUACGAAUCAUUGUUUCACAAAUCGCCCCAUAUGAUUGACGCCUUGGAGAUGAUGUAUUUGGACAUCUUGGAAUUCCACCAACAAGCGCUCAAGUUCUUUUCGGGCAGAUUUGAGUGCCGUGCUAGUCUCGCCCAAUACCGACUCUACCAGGACGACGUAGCCGACUUCCGGGCGAAGUUGGAAGAGAACGUCCAACGAGAAGAGACCAAGAAGCUGAUGCUUGUCAAAGACUGGCUGGCUGUUGGAGAGCUACCUCGGCUCGAUCAUGAAAGCUACUGCAAGAUACGGAACGAAUGCGCGACCACUACCAAGUGGGUGACACAGCACGAGACCAUCAAACAUUGGAUCCACGCCGAUAUCCCGAACAGUCCUGUCGUCUGGGUUUACGGGAUACCAGGAGCUGGCAAAACUAUACUGACAUCGGCCAUCGUCGAAGAGUGCAAGACCAAGACUGACUUCAUCACCUGCUUCUUUUACUGUCACGAUGGCGACCCCACAAGUAGCACCGCGGUUGGUAUACUGAAGGGCCUGGCAGAUCAACUGCUAGAUCAUUAUCCACAGAUGCUGCCUCCCUGCUACACACGGCGCAGCUCGAGUGGGGAACCGUCCCUCAGAUCUCCCAACCAAGCGAAGAGGCUUUUCGAAGAUUUUUGCUUCACCAUUCCCAAACUCUUCAUCAUCGUUGAUGGGCUGGACGAGUGUGAAAGGGCUGAGAGAAGCCAAUUGUUGGAUAUGUUAACCGAACUCGUAGGGCAGCGCGAUGCGGUUGAUCCGGGAACCAUCCGCCUUUUGAUCACGAGUCAAGACCACGCCGACAUACGGAGAGGGCUUCACAGCUCCGCAAUCACCAAGAUAGCGCCCAAGAUGCUGCAGAUCUCGGAAAAAGACAACGAGGGCGACAUCAAGGCCUACACCAGGAUGUGGGUAGAUCGCAUUGAGGCAAAGUUUCCAUUAUUCACGGAAGACAUGAAAGAAUACCUUCGUAACCUUAUCGUGGCUAACGCAAAAGGCAUGUUCCUUUACGCCAAAUUGGUUUUGCUUGACCUUCACGCGUGUAUGACGCUAGCGGAGCUUUUGGACUAUAUCAAGACCGAGAACUUUCCUCCCGGACUCGCACAAGCGUUGGUGUGUGCCAAGCGCCGGCUUACUUGGAAGGAGAUACAAGUCGCACUCUCGAUCGACGUAGACUAUCAAACCAUCGAUUACGAACACCAACAUCUCCGCGAUCACAUCUACGAAACAUGCGGCUCACUAGUACUUGUGAAUGGCGACCGAGUCUCUCUCGUUCAUAGCACAGCCAAGACGUACAUCACUAACAUCACGGAAGAUAUCCACGAGCCAUCCAUCGAAUGCGAGUUGGCGACGUUGUGUCUACAAUACCUUACUUUUCCCUGUUUCGACGUCGACGAUCCAGAUGAUCAAGCGCAACGCCGACGAUACGUAUUGGACGGAUCGAUUGCUUUCCAGGAUUAUGCUAUCGCGAAAUGGUUCCACCAUGUCAACGCUUGGGUUGGCCAAGGCGAGAGAUUCCUCGACGAGGCAAAUGACGCGGCAGGACAAUUACAAAGCAUCUUCAAAGCCAUGGAUGAUUUCAUGACACGGUAUGGCGACGUGGACUGGUCCAACGGCCUGGUGGACGACUGUAAGACCAAGUGCAGGGUGUUCGAGCAUCUCGACCUCCACGAUCAUCUAGUGGAGCUCACAAGCCACAUUUACACGUUCCAGCAGAAAGGCUUCGAUGCACAACACAAGAUCAGCAUUGAAGACCUCUCGAAGGCCUUGGAUCGGAAUAGGAAGGCUCUUGAGAUAUUCCCCAAGAGCAAGCCUGGCCCAACUGCACACGAGAAGGAGGCAUACAAAAGAUUCUACGACGAGGAAAGGCGAUUCAAAUGCACGAGGAUCACAUGCAGGUACUUCUCAGAGGGCUUCAAGGAUGAAAAGGCUCGCAACCGACACGUCAACAUUCACGAACGACCGUUCCAGUGUGAAGUUCCAGAUUGCCUGGGCGCUGAAGGGUUCGCCAACGCGAAGGAUCUGGAGAGACACACACGCGCGUUCCAUCCCGAGAUGAGUGACUUAGCCGAGAAGUUCAUCACUGCUACAACAAAACGCGAGGCAUCGACCCACGCCUGCACGAUGUGCGGAAAGACGUUUUCGCGCAACUUUCACCGCAAGAACCAUGAGUUGAGCCAUCGAGGGGAAAGGCCACACGAGUGCCCGGAAUGCGGCAAGGCUUUUACGAGGCUGAACGAUCUCAAGAGACACCAGAAGAUACACGAUAGAAAGUAA
Molecule: messenger RNA, 2508 nt
Organism: Alternaria ethzedia
Lineage: Eukaryota; Fungi; Ascomycota; Dothideomycetes; Pleosporales; Pleosporaceae
Exons: 7
Coding region: 1-2508 (835 amino acids)
Source: RefSeq, a predicted model, not a curated record